AUUCACCUCCUGCGACGCCAGUAAGAACUUCUCACUGAUCAAUUAAAGUUUGCAGCAAUGGAGACCAAAGCCGAUUCGCCGGCAACACCAACUCCAGCCGCAGAGGCUGCCAAGGAAGCCACCGGCACCGUUGCCGCUGCCAACAGCAACACUGCACAGGCAACGGCAACUUCGGCGGGAACCUCGGCAGCAUCCGCCGCUGGAGCAGUAUCAUCAUCAUCAGCACAGGCGACAUCAACAGCUAGCAAUAAUUCCAGCAGCUCCAAUGCAGGAGUAGCAACAGGAGCAGCCACUGUAUCCACAAUAGCAGCAAGCAGCACACAGCAGCCGCCGCCGGCAAAGAAGCCAAAUCCAUCGCAAGCCACGCGAUCCGACCCUAGUGCGCUGCCCACACGCCAAUAUCUAGAUCAGACGGUGGCGCCCGUUUUGCUGCACGGCUUGCAAGCGCUUGCACGGGAACGUCCCACAGAUCCCAUACAAUUUCUGGCCUCGUAUCUGCUGAAGCAUAGCAAUGGCUGCGAGGAGCCGGUUGCCAAUGAUGCCAGCACCACUUCGAUAUAAGAUCCCCAUUUCCCAUCUCUGACCAGAUACAGUCCCUGUCCCACCCUUGCGUUUGUCUAGCUCUUUAAGUGAAAAAGUCCUUAAUAAAUGUUUUAAAAAUUA
This is a messenger RNA of Drosophila grimshawi, 663 nucleotides long. RefSeq names its product protein dpy-30 homolog. The record is from RefSeq and is a predicted model, not a curated record. NCBI's taxonomy places the organism in Eukaryota, Metazoa, Arthropoda, Insecta, Diptera, Drosophilidae. The transcript has a single exon. Bases 58 to 561 code for a protein of 167 amino acids. Gene Ontology annotation, cellular component: Set1C/COMPASS complex.